CGGCGAGUAGUUACAUUCAUCACACAACCUCUACACAUAUACACACAUACAAUUUGUACUCAUGAAGCCUCGUUAGUUAUGUACCGGAUUUAGUCCUUUCUCAUCCAGGGCAUGUCUCUCUAUUUAUUAUUUCAGUGUUGUUCUACCCACCUAGCCACAUACCUAGUUAGCAAUCUGUAGGUUCGUGAUGAAUCGUCGCCGAUCCUACCCGACGAAAAUCAUGUUUUCCCGCUUCUCCUUUGAGUAACUCGUCCGACUCAGCUGAGGAACUUGUGAUAGUUCACUUUUGACCCCUCGUCCCCCCCUACUACCUGCAAGGCUCGCUAGCCUUGCACUUUCAUGCUCGCUUGCUUACCUGCUUAUUUGUCUGCCUGUUUAUUUGUCUGCCUGCCUCUGCCUUUCUGCCUGCCUGUCUCCUUACCUAUCUAGGUAGAUAGUAGCUACCUUAGUAGAUAUUAUUCACCCAUGGAUGUAUAAGAGUAUCGUAACCACCUAGUUCCAGUUGACUCUCUUCUUUCUUCAUUCUUAAUCAACUUCAAAGUAGUAGGCACCACCUAUUGUCCGAUUGACCCUUCCACUACUGUAAUUGCCGCUUAAUCAAGUUGCACAAUCCUUCCUCUGGCCUGGAGCUCGAGAGUCAUGUCUGUCGCCUCCUCUGCACCACCCUCCGAGGUAGCCUACCUGGACCAUGAUGUUGAAGAUCGUGCCGUAAUGGCGGAGGUACCAGUAACAUUACGUCGAGCCCCUAAGCAACCCAAACAGCAGACUCCUCAGGAAGCAAUCGAUGAGUUUUGGGCCAAGUUUACCACUAAAACUCCUGGGAAAGCAACUACCGUGAUCCCACAUAACGAAUAUGCUGAAAAGGCGGCGCAACGAUCUACAAAGGCCGUCGGUACAAACACGCAGACCUCGUACGAAGAAGCCGCUUCCAUAUGCAAGGCCAAAGUCGCCAAAAUCGUAAAGGAGUGCCGCCGAGUAAACCAAAAAUAUCGAGACCCGCACUUCGACCUCGAGUUCGAUCUAAAAUGGGUUGACAGUCAGGAUACCCUCGAGACGCUUUGCAAUACCAAAGAGAAACCCACCUCGUCCUUUAAACCCAAGAGUGUCAAGCGUGUUGUCGACAUAUUUGAUAACCCCAAGUUCUACAUCGAGGGCCCCACAGCAAAUGACGUUAGACAAGGCCGCGAUGGCGAUUGCUGGCUGCUUGCCGCUUUGUGCACCCUCAGUAACAAGCCUAGUUUGAUUGAGAGGCUGUGUGUAGCUCGCGACGAGCAGGUUGGCGUCUACGGCUUUGUCUUCCACCGUGACGGAGAGUGGAUUUCCGAGAUCAUCGAUGACAAGCUGUUUCUCACCAAGCCCGACUUUGACGAGAGCUUCCUCGAGCGUAUGUUGUGGGAAGACCGCGAAAGGAUCAACUCGGAGGAGCAAUACCGCAAAGCAUAUCAGAGCGGAUCCGGUGCCCUGUACUUUGCCCAGUGCGAACACGAGAACGAGACCUGGUUACCGUUGCUCGAAAAGGCGUAUGCCAAAGCGCACGGCGACUAUGCAGCAAUCGAAGGCGGCUUUACUGGAGAGGGUAUCGAGGAUCUCACCGGGGGGGUCACCUCGGAGCUCUAUACGACUGAUAUUUUGGAUAAGGAGUAUUUCUGGAAAGAGGAGCUCAUGAAAGUGAACGAUGAAUUUCUUUUUGGGUGCUCUACUGGCAUGUGGGGAAUUGGCUGGGGUGAGCGUAAAGGGAUUGUCGAACUACACGCCUAUUCCAUAAUGAAGGCCGUCGACAUAGAUGGCCAACGGCUUGUUCUCCUAAAGAACCCUUGGGGGAAGGGAGAAUGGAAGGGUGCUUGGAGUGACGGAUCUAAGGAGUGGACUGCGGAAUGGCUACUGAAGCUCAACCACCGCUUCGGCGAUGAUGGAAACUUCUGGAUCUCAUACGACGACCUGCUUCGGAAGUAUCAGGCCUUUGACCGGACCAGACUCUUCGGGCCGGAGUGGAAAGUCACCUCCCUGUGGACCACUCUCUCAGUUCCUUGGACACUGGAUUACCACGAUACCUACUUUACCUUCUCUCUAGCAAAGACUGGGCCAGUUGUUAUCGCCCUUUCCCAACUUGACGAUCGGUAUUAUCGUGGCCUAGAAGGACAGUACCAAUUCCAGUUAAAUUUUCGCUUGCACAAGAAUGGCCAGGAAGACUACGUUGUUCGCAGCAUCAGCCCAUAUUGCCAGAACCGUUCGGUAAACGUGGAGCUUGAACUGGAAGAAGGUGAAUAUACUGUCUUGCUAAAGAUCGACGCGACGCGCAACAUGGAUAUUCUACCGAUAGAACAGGUGGUUCGCAAUCACGCGCGAGAUCGUCGGGACAAGCUGGUAGCCGUCGGCAUGUCCUAUGACUUAGCUCACAGCAAAGGGAAAGUUAUCGAGACGCCCGAAGAAAAGCAAGCUCGAAAGGAGGCAGAAAAGCGGAAGAAGGACAAGGAACGCCGGGAGCUGAGAAAGAAAAUCAUGCAUGAUCAGCACCACCGACAUCACCUGCGCGUCAAAGAUCAUAAUAAACGUCAGGAGAAGAAGGCCAAGGCGAAAGCUAGAGCUCAAGCUAAGAAGGCGGCAAAGGCUGAAAAGGCGAAGGCUAGAGGAUCUACGGGGAAGGCAAACAAGCCCGAAAGGUCCUCAGGCCCAGAGGAAGAAAAGAAUGUUCAGGUCUUGUCUCCAAGCCAAACUCCGGAGCCUAAUGAUCCAAAGGGGUCAAGCUCUGAUGCCAACACUGAUCAAAACGUGGAUACCCCCUCUACGGGGUCUGAUAAAUCUUCUACCAAGGUAUCUCCAAAUACCGGGGAGCAGCCCACGGAAAUUGUCGAGGAGCCUAAGGAGUCGAAGCCAGAUGAGACGGAAGGAAGUAACGAUGAAUUAGCUACCGGAAAAUCAGAGGGUUCAACUCCCACAGUUGGCCCACCGAGCUCUGAAAAGCCUACCGCCAUUGCUAAGGAUACCGAAGGUGAGAAGGGUAAGCCAGAUGAUAAGAAUGAUAAGGCAUGCCAAUGCGAAGAUAUGGAGAGUGAGGCCGAGGAUGAAGACGAGGGAGGGGAUGAGUUCUCUGACGAGAGCGACGUCUCUUCUGUGUCGGAGAUCAGCGAACAAGCUCUAGACUAUGCGUUGGAACGCCGUGCUAAUGCCUCGCCUAUCCCGGCCCCUCCUCCGCCGCCGCCAUCUGGCCCGCCCGAAGAGCCGGACGAGUUUGAGAGCAACCCGUGGAAUGCAGUCGCUACGGUCGGUUUGCGCAUCUACCAUAAAGUUUCGGAAGAAGACAAGGACAAGGAGAUGGUGAAGCUACGAGUAGUGCGUCCGAACCCUUACGCGAAAGACGACAAGAAAAGGAAGGAUGGAGAAGCGGACGAGAAAGGAGAAGGGGACGGGGAUGGGGAUGGGGAAGAGGACAAGGACAAAGCAGAAGAACCGAACAACUCCAAGGGCCUGGACGUCGACGACAGCUCCAAAGAUGCUACGCUGGAGGGUAACCGCGAGCAGAGGAAGAAGAGCAUUAUGUCGCUGGUGCCUCCGACUAACUAACCUACCUACCUAAUGAACCUACCAACCUAAUGAUGCGAAAGGUUAUAUGGAAUUAUGAGUAACGAAGGUAUGUAUGUUAUUGUUAGUCUGUCACUUUUGAAAUUUUCCUAAAACCUCGCUGGCUGAGGCCAAGGGAUAGGAUACCCAAGUUUGCGUUCGUUCGUUCGGUUUUUUUUUGGCGAGCGGAUAAGGACGAAAAGGGGUACCAAAAGGGGGGUUAAUACUUAGGUACCUACAUUUGAAGUAUUAGCAGCCCAGUAAGUAACUUACCUAGGCAAUCAUCAUUAGAUAGCAUACCUACCUAGUUAUAGCAGCACUCAUUUCUUGUCUACCUACCUAAUUAAUACGAAGUCCCAG
Hypoxylon fragiforme is the source of this 3918-nucleotide messenger RNA. RefSeq names its product cysteine proteinase. Gene Ontology annotation, cellular component: cytoplasm. The annotation marks the transcript as partial. The transcript is spliced from 2 exons. NCBI's taxonomy places the organism in Eukaryota, Fungi, Ascomycota, Sordariomycetes, Xylariales, Hypoxylaceae. The record is from RefSeq and is a predicted model, not a curated record. Gene Ontology annotation, molecular function: calcium-dependent cysteine-type endopeptidase activity. Gene Ontology annotation, biological process: proteolysis.